Molecule: messenger RNA, 1221 nt
Organism: Symbiodinium necroappetens
Lineage: Eukaryota; Dinophyceae; Suessiales; Symbiodiniaceae
Source: the annotation of a GenBank genome assembly
AUGGAUGCGGACGAGCUUUGGGCCCAAGGUGUUGCACAAUACUUGCUAGAGGUGAAAGCCAAUCCACAGACAGUGGCAGGGCUUUGGGCCUUUGAGACAUCUGUGCAGGCCGAUCCCAGUGACCCAAAGCGGCUUUUCUUCCUGGCGACGCUGCUUUAUCAUGCAGGGCGGCAUGCAGAAGCUGAGCAGUUCUACCGACAGGUGAUUGAGGCUGAACCUGAGAGCGGCCACGGCUACUUGGAGCUAGUCCUUUUCCUGGAGUCUGCCGGCAGGCGCGGGGAGGCUCGGCGAGUGGCGUGCCAGGCUGUAAUGGCCGGAGCCAUCUGGGCAGACGAGUGGCAGCGACCGCCAAUCUUUGUACGAGGCUUGACCUCAAAACCCUGGUGGGCGCGGGAGGACUUUCCGUGGGCGGCUGACCUGGAGGGUGCCUACCCUGCCAUAAAGGCGGAGAUGCUGGAGCUCUUCGGCGAGCGAGGAGACCAUGGUGGGAAGAUGCCGCAGAGCUGGGUACGAGUUGGGGAUGAGAGGGCCUCGCAAGAUGGAGACAUUGUGGCUCCGGGCGGCGAGUGGAGGGAGUUCCUUCUGUACUCCGCGCAGGACCAGAGCAAAUCCACCGCAAACCCCGAGGUGCUGAAGCUCUUUCCGAAGACCUGCGAGCUCUUGGAGUCCCUUCUGCCAGGGGCCGUGGCCAUGGCGAAGAUCGGGGUCGGUGAGAUCAUCUUGUCCGCCAUCUCUCCGGGUACAAAGCUGACGCCGCAUUGUGCUUCGAGCAACGUCCGCCUGACGUGUCAUCUGGGGCUCGUGUGCCCGGAAGGGGCCCGAGUACGCGUGGGACCAGACUUGGGCACUUGGGAGGAGGGACGAUGCAUCUUUUUCGACGACAGCUACGAGCAUGAGGUGGUCAAUGAUGGAAAUAGUGUCAGGAUCGUCCUGCUCAUCCGUUUCUGGCAUCCGGAGCUUCCGGCAGAGAAAUGGUUGUCGACUCUGAACUCUGGGAUGGAGGAAUACAGCGCGAUGCUGCAGAGACGUGUGUCGCCGCCGGCGAGUUCACGCGUGGCGGAACUGUUGAUGAAGGCGGAGGGUUCUCCCGUCAUAGUGCAGAAGGGCUCCCCGUUGAACAGUGCGGAGCAAGCAGCAGCGGUGCUGAAAGCUGAUGCGCCCGAUCUUGCCAUCAGCGGCAGCGACAUAGGGCUGUUGGAGAUACGGGAUGAGCUGUAUUGA